AUGGAAGAAGAGACAAAAGUCAUUUCAGAAGUUCCAGUGACAAAGGUUGUUGAAGAAGUGGAUGACAAAGAUGUUGACAUUAAGAAAACAAAUGGAGACUUGCCGGCUAAGGAAAUAGCCGAAGGAAAGAAAGACGAGGAAGAUAAUGCCUCGGAUGGAGAGUUCAUUAAAGUCGAGAAGGAAGAAAAUGUGGUUGACGAAACGUCCAACAAAACUGAAAGAAGCUCAGAUCCUCCUAGCAGAGAAUUUCUUGAAGCGCAAGAGAAGGUUCGGGAACUCGAGGUUGAAGUGAAAACACUCGCUGAAUCUUUGAAGACAUCUGAACAUGAAAACGCUGUGCUGAAGGGAGAGGUCUCGGAAACAAAAGAGAAAUUGAAAGAAAGUGUAAAGAAAACCGAAGAGCUUGAACUAAGUCACAAGAAAUUGCAAGAGCAGAUUGUUGAAGUCGAGAACAAGUACAAUCUGCAGGUCAGCACUCAUGAAGAGGCUCUGCAAAGUCAAGAAGUUAAGGAGAAAGAGCUUCUUCAGGUGAAGGAAGCAUUUGAUGAUCUGAACGUCAAGCUCGAAAGCUCCCGAAAGAAGAUGCAGGAAUUGGAGCAUGAGCUGCAAGUUUCUAAGGACGAGGCACAGAAGUUCGAGGAGCUGCAUAAGCAAAGCGUUUCGCAGGCUGAAUCCGAGGGAAACAAGGUGAUAGAAUUUGAGAGACUACUUCAAGAAGCGAAAUCGAGUGCGAAAGACACGGAAAAUGAGAUUGCUUCUCUGAAGGAAGAAUUGAAGGGAGUUAAUGAUAAGGUCGCUGAAAAGGAAAAGAUUGAAGAAGCACUUAAAACAACUGCAGCAGAACUCUCUACCAUCCAAGACGAGUUGGCACUCUCCAAAACACAAGUAUCGGAAGCUGAGCAAAGACUGUCUUCAAGGGACUUGCUAGUAGACGAGUUGACGAAGGAAUUAAGCGUGAUAAAAACUUCAGAAACACAGAUAAAAGAAGACUUGUCAGCACUUCAAAACCUAUUUGUUUCUACAAAGGAAGAGCUAAAAGAAAAAAGCUCCGAGUUGGAAAGUGCAAGGCUCAAGCUGCAGGAGGAGGAAACAUCAAGAGAAUCAAUUGAGGUUUCGUUCAAGAGCCAAGAAGCACAGUUUCUAUCGGUACAAGAGGAACUGACUAAGCUCAAUGAAGAAAAAAAGAGACUUGAGGAAACUUUUGAAGAUCUAACUGUUGAUGCGAAACACUUUAAGGAGUUGUCCACUGAUUUAGAGGCGAAACUAAAGCUUUCGGAGGAAAAUUUUAGUAAAACAGAUUCUCUUUUAUCUCAGGCCCUUUCGAACAAUUCAGAGCUGGAGCAGAAGGUGAAGUCUUUGGAAGACCUUCAUAGUGAAGCUGGAUCUGUCGCAGCUACUGCGACUCAAAGGAGUCUUGAGCUCGAGGGACAUGUUGAAGCUACAAAUGCAGCUGCAGAAGAGGCAAAAUCACAGCUACGAGAGCUCAAAACACGCUUCAUAACAGUAGAGCAGAAGAAUGUUGAGCUUGAGCAACAAUUAAAUUCAGUGCAAUUGAAAGCCAAUGAAGCUGAGAGAGACGUGACUGAAUAUUCCGAGAAAAUUUCUCAUCUCGAUGCUAAAUUGAAAGAGGCCGAGGAAGCGAAGAAUCUUCUUAAUGGCCUACUGCAGGAGCACACGGAUAAGGUAAGUCAGCUUGAAUCAGAUUUAAAUCAAUCAAUCAAGGAGAAAUCGCAAUUGGAGGAGGAGCUGAAGAUACUCACCGACAAAUGUUCUGAGCAUGAAGAUCGAGCUACCACAUACAAUCAACGUAGCCUAGAACUAGAAGAUUUAAUUCAGAGCUCUCAUUCAAAAUCGCAAAGCGCUGAAAAGAGAGUGAGUGAGUUGGAGUUGCUACUUGAAACCGAGAAAUACAGAAUUCAGGAACUUGAACAACAAACAAGCGCAUUAGAAAAGAAAUAUAGUGAGUCAGAAGAAAACUCCAAUAAACAUCUUGAAAAUGUAUCUUAUCUGACAUCAGAACUCGAUGUGUUUCAAGCACGAACCUCGAGCCUUGAAAGUACACUGGAAGAAGCGAAUGAAAGGGAAAAAGAGUUAAAAGCUUCGUUAAAUGCUGUAACGGAUGAAAGGGAAAAGUUAGAAGACUCUUUAAACAGUUUGAGCGAGAAGUUUUCCGAGGCAGAAAACCUAUUGGAAAUUGUGAGGGAUGAUUUAAAUCUCACCCAAGUUAAGUUGCAAAGCACUGAAAAUGAUCUCAAGGCUGCUGAAUUGAGAGAGAGCGAGAUAAGAGAAAAACUUAACGCUACCGAAGAAAAUCUUGUUGUAAAGGGAAGAGAUAUUGAGCAUACUACUGCCAGAAACUUAGAACUCGAAUCAUUACAUGAAUCUCUGACAAGAGAUUCUGAACAGAAGCUCCAAGAAGCUAUUGAAAAGUUCAACAGCAAAGAUUCCGAGGUUCAGUCUCUGCUUGAGAAAAUUAAGAUUUUGGAGGAGAGUAUUACGGGAGCCGGUGAACAGUCUGCAACUUUGAAGAGUGAACUUGAAGAGAGUUUGAGCAAACUCGCUUCUUUGAAAAGCGAAAAUGAAGAUUUGAAAACGAAAAUUAUUGAAGCUGAGAACAAGACUUCACAGUCAUUUUCUGAGAAUGAAUUACUGGUUGGAACAAACACUCAACUGAAAUCAAAGAUUGAUGAACUUCAGGAGUCAUUGAACAGCAUUCUAUCAGAGAAGGAAGUCACUGCUCAAGAACUUGUUUCGCAUAAGAGCUUAGUAGCUGAAUUGAAUGAUGUACAAUCAAAAUCUUCCGCUAUUCAUUCUGCCAAUGAAGCUCGCAUCGUGGAAUUAGAAUCCCAGUUACAAGAAGCCUUGCAGAAGCACACUGAGAAGGAAUCAGAAACCAAAGAAUUAGAAUCCCAGUUACAAGAAGCCUUGCAGAAGCACACUGAGAAGGAAUCAGAAACCAAAGAAUUAGAAUCCCAGUUACAAGAGGCCUUGCAGAAGCACACUGAGAAGGAAUCAGAAACCAAAGAAUUAGAAUUCCAGUUACAAGAAGCCUUGCAGAAGCACACUGAGAAGGAAUCAGAAACCAAAGAAUUAGAAUCCCAGUUACAAGAAGCCUUGCAGAAGCACACUGAGAAGGAAUCAGAAACCAAAGAAUUAGAAUCCCAGUUACAAGAAGCCUUGCAGAAGCACACUGAGAAGGAAUCAGAAACCAAAGAAUUAGAAUUCCAGUUACAAGAAGCCUUGCAGAAGCACACUGAGAAGGAAUCAGAAACCAAAGAAUUGAACGAGAAGCUGAAUACUCUUGAAGGACAGAUAAAGUUAUACGAAGAACAGGUGCUGGAAGCCGUUGCAACGUCUGAAACUCGUAAAGCUGAGCUUGAGGAGAAUCUCGUAAAAUUAAAGCAUCUUGAAACAGUUGUUGAGGAGCUACAAAACAAGUCACUCCACCAUGAAAAAGAAACCGCUGGAGCAAAGGAGGAAAAUUCAAAACUCGUUCAGGAAAUCGCUGUCUAUGAAUCCAAAUUAAGUGAUUUACAGUCAAAGCUCACUGCAGAAGUUGCCGAGAAGGACAAGAUAUUUAAUGAGACACUCUCAUUGAAGAACGCCGCCGAAGACUUAGUGACAAAGCUCAAUGAGGAAGUGCAGACAUUGAAGUCACAGAUAUCUUCGGUAAUAGACGAGAAGAACUUGCUCAAUGAGACUAAUCAGAACUUAAAGAAGCAACUCGAGUCUAUGAUACUUGAUCUUGAAGAGAAGUUGAAGGAGCAUCAGAAAAAUGAAGAGUCUUUGAGAUCUGAGGUUGAAACUCUCAAAGUUGAGGUUGCUGAGAAAUCCGUAUUGCAAAGUCAGCUCCAGGAAAUUGAAGCGCAACUCGUGAAAGCUGAAUCUAGACUACAUGAAGAGGUUGGAAGUGUUCAAGCUGCUGCUACUCAAAGAGAAGCUGAUUUGAGUUCAAAAUUUAAUGAUUAUGAACAAAAAGUCGAUGAAAUAAAUGUGCUGAAUGGAAAGGUUGUAGAACUUGAGAAAGAGUUGCAACUUGCACAGGCUGCUAUAGCUAAUCAGAAAGGAGCAGAAUCUCAGAAGUUGGAACUAGAGGAAGCCUUGAAGAAAUCUCUAGAAGAACAUGAAACUAAGAAAAAUGAAAUCUCUCUUCUACAAAAACAAGUACAAGAUUUUGAGCAGAAGUUGCAACAGGGUAGCGAGAAAAUCUCAGUCAAGGGUGAGGAGAGUGUUGGUAAAAAGGACGAGUUGGAAGUGAAAUCAAGAGACUUUAGCAUCUCGACUCCAACGAAAAGGAAGAGCAAGAAGAAGUCAGAAGCAACAACUGCUCAGGCAUCAUCUUCUCCGGCCGAGGCUCAAACUCAAACCGGACAGGACUCACCUUUCAUGAAUUUCAAGUUCAUCUUUGGAACUGCUAUUGUGUCCAUUAUCUUCGGCAUAAUUCUUGGGAAGCGUUAUUAA
Molecule: messenger RNA, 4461 nt
Organism: Vicia faba (fava bean)
Lineage: Eukaryota; Viridiplantae; Streptophyta; Magnoliopsida; Fabales; Fabaceae
Source: the annotation of a GenBank genome assembly